Molecule: messenger RNA, 674 nt
Organism: Aspergillus pseudotamarii
Lineage: Eukaryota; Fungi; Ascomycota; Eurotiomycetes; Eurotiales; Aspergillaceae
Exons: 1
Coding region: 500-664 (54 amino acids)
Source: RefSeq, a predicted model, not a curated record
CUUAACCGUUCAAUGACUGUUUGCCGAUCCAUCACCAGGAAUUGUUUCAACGCGGUUUCGAUGUUUCAUUUAUCUCCCCUAGAGCAUUCGCAAUGACAUGGUAACGGAUUGAAGUCCAAUAUAUAGCAUAGGUUGAAAUGACUCUUCCACACCUCUCUCUUCUUCCUACGACGAUUUGACAUGCUAGCUUGUGCUCUCCUAGGGUCAUAUAUAGUUUAUCACAGAGCUCGCUAGCUUUUCACAAUCAUAGCAGAGCCAAACCUACAUCUAGGAACACCAGGCCAGGAAUUUACAUGGUUAUCCCUCUGAGUUUAAUGGUUGAUAGAGAAGGGACUGAAUGCCGUAGGACUCCCUUGAAGAACUUACUUCAGACUGUUAUGGGAUGAGGACCCAAUAACACUCGUUGAUAUUCCACAGCUCUCUUCUGUAUCUGAUGAGAACCAACAUCAUAUUCAAUGAGCGCACAGCUCUUCAAAUGCUGGCCUUCGUGUCAUAGAGGAUGCAUAUUAUCCUAAUUCUCCAAUAUACUAUUGAUCACACCUGGUCUCGUAUAAACACCCUAUUAGCUAUACCCCCGUCUCGUUCAUGCAGACUAUGGAACCAAGGAAGGCUCUGGGAAGGUAUGUUCCAUGGAUGGGGCAAAUGGGGAGCGGGUGUUGGUUAGGGUUAUAUCA